Molecule: messenger RNA, 3787 nt
Organism: Mugil cephalus (flathead mullet)
Lineage: Eukaryota; Metazoa; Chordata; Actinopteri; Mugiliformes; Mugilidae
Gene: cldn11a
Product: claudin 11a
Exons: 3
Coding region: 237-890 (217 amino acids)
Biological process (GO): bicellular tight junction assembly; cell adhesion
Cellular component (GO): plasma membrane; bicellular tight junction
Molecular function (GO): structural molecule activity
Source: RefSeq, a predicted model, not a curated record
GCCCCGUUCUUCUGUAGUGCGCAACAGAGCUCAAUUGAUGGAUUUACUGAACUGAAAAGGGAAAGUUUGGCAUCGGAUUAACUUGUGUGGCGGAAUAUCAACUCCAAGAUUACAUUUAGUGCUGUGCCGUCUCACAUUUUGGUUUAGUUUUCAAAAUCUUGCUCAGUUUUAGGAUUUCUAACGGUUUCUGAACUCGGACUCUUUACGCACAAGUUGUUUUGUUUUUUGUUUUUAACAUGGCGAACUCUUGUCUUCAGCUGAGCGCCUUUCUCCUCAGUUGCCUUGGCUGGCUGGGCAUCGUGAUCGCGACAGCCACGAACGACUGGGUGGUGAUAUGUAAAUACGGUAUAAACACCUGCAAGAAGAUGGAUGAGCUGGGAGUGAAAGGACCCUGGGCUGAGUGCGUCAUCUCGACGGGACUCUACCAUUGCGUCUUUCUCACUCAGAUCCUGGAUCUGCCAGCUUUCAUCCAGACCACUCGCGCCCUGAUGAUCACAGGUUCAAUCCUGGGUCUCCCAGCGGUGGGAACGCUCCUCAUGUCCUUGCCAUGCAUCAGCCUCGGCAAUGAACCCCAGAGCUCCAAGAACAAACGGGCCGUCUUAGGAGGAGUGCUUUUACUCAUAGUUGCGUUGUGCGGCAUGGUGUCUACCGUCUGGUUUCCCAUCGGGGCCCACUACGAGCAGGGUCUCAUGUCAUUCGGCUUUUCCCUCUACUCCGGGUGGCUGGGCACCAUCUUCUCCCUGCUGGGAGGCUCCAUCGCCACCUGCUCAUCAGAGUCCUCCUCCUCCCGCUCCUACCAGGACAACAACCAUUUUUACUACUCCAAACAGGGCGGCGCUAACGUGCCAGCGGCCCCCACCACCAACCACGCCAAGAGCGCCCACGUCUGAGAUCGGCGACGAAUCCCACACGGAGUGUGGUUUGUAAAUAGAGACAUGUGCAAAAGAGCAAGCAAACACAUAUAUUUGCAUUUUAUAUUCGGUUUAUGUGAAGGAAACUACCAAAGAAAAAAAAAAGAGGAGCAAACAUAGAUCAAAAAUCCAAACAAAGACUGUUUGUUUCAGUUUUACUUUUUGGCACUGGGCUGUUUUGUGUCUCCUCAUGUUGGGCGUGGUGUGGACUCUACCCAGUGUUACAUAACAGUACGAUCUCCUGAGUAACUGCCUGCACAGCAGCCUGAGGUCCUUAUUAUAUUCUAUAUUGCGUCUAUAUUUUUCUAUCAUGUACCUGAAGGUGAAAUCUUGUGAGUGCUACUUUUGAUAAAUGUGCUUUUGUAACCAAAUACCACAAUCUAUUGAUUUGAUCUAUUGAUUAUGGCAGGGUCUGACAGUAUUACGCUUUGGAACUGAAAAUGUGUUCAUUAGCAUUGUUUAUGUACAUUGAUCUUUCUUUGACAGGAUUGUACAGCUUUCCGGUGCCUCUGGAGUGAUAGACUUUAUGAAAAUACUGGAGCACGGUUUCUUUACUAGGCCCCAUUAGAUGACGCUUGCGCGAUGGGAACAUAAAUUUUUACAAGGGGAGCUUUACCCAGCAGUAUUCGAGUCCCGGCAUUUGCACUGAAUGACAUUAUUAGAAAGGAAAACCUUCACCUCAGUCGUCAUUUUCACUUGACUAACUUGCUUCUAUUUUAGGUUUGAAUAAUAACAAAAAGCGUGAAAAAAGAAAAAAAAAAAGAAAAAAAAGCAGCACGCUAAACGUCUUUAGCUCAAAGUACCACGUGGAUCGGUUUUCCUUGGCUGAUGUAUUGUGCAGCUAAAAGGUAAUCCCCAACUCAGACCUGUAAAGGAGCGACGUUGGCUGCGGCUAUUUAUUUUAUGUUUCACUGGUGUGCCGAUGUUUCAUUUUCAAAAUAAAGACAGAACAAUUAAAACUGCCUUUGUCUUGGGUGCGACUUGUUAACUUUUGUUCCACAUAUCAAUUUGCUGUCUUCAUUUUCUCCAGGGCAGACAAAAAUUUUAAAAAAAGUGAACGUUGUAUACGUGACGUACAUGUGUGCAUGACAUAAAUGGUAAUCACUGCUCUGGAACAAGCAGAUUAGUUACAUGCGUAUGUGACUGUGUUUGCGUAAAUGCAAGUUGAAGACGACGAGAGGCCACAUGUGUGUCAGAUAAUAAUAAUUUGACUCAGCGACCUUGAGUUGGAUCAACGCGCCAACACAACCGCAAAAAAAGAUAAUUGUGUCGAAUGUCAGCGUACUCCUUCGCCCAUGCCAAGGUCACUGAGUCAUACCCCAGAUAUUACAUGACACUUUGAAAACAACAUGCGCUAUCUCUUUGUCCUCUGCUUAUCUCCGAACGCAUUAUUUUACGUCCGUCUGCGUGAUAAUCCCCACGUUUGCCGUAUUUCCUACACAUCGCCGCCGCUUUGCAUGUGAAUUUGGGUGUGAUUGAGUGUUCACUGAAAUGUGAUGCUGUUCCAGGCGUUCAGCCAUCCAGGCCAGCGGGAGGGCAGUUGGGCAAAGCUGUCCCGUAUCGCGAAAAGAGACUUGUAGUGUUAUGAUAUGCUAUACUUGAAACGUCGCUGUCUAUAUCAGCAACAAAGCUGACUAAGAAGGACACGGUAUUUGUUUUUAUCUUCUCUUGCAUAUUCUCGUCAACCGGCGUCAUGACUGUGAUACUUAGCCCUUUCCAUCAGUUGUUUUCUGAACAGUAUCUUAAUUUCCACGCUGGCCGGUUACAGUUUUAACCUAGAACAAUAUUCAACAGCACUCAGAGAACACAAACAAUUUUUUCUUUUUUUUUCUUUUUCCAACAUCAUAGCAGUGAUGCUGAAGAAGUGCAGAGCGUGUUCCGGAAAAGAGGGAGUGAAAGCAAAAGUUUUCCAAUGAAAACACGGAUUUGUUCCAGAUAACAGAAUCUGUUACGCUGACUAGAACACUGGUGAAGGCGUUUCUGUGGAAUUCUUGGCGUUGGCAGCUCACAGCGCACGCAGAAUGACGCUAAAUUUGGCUUAGACAUUUUGUAUUUUAGACAGAAUUCCACCAACGUACAGCGGCGCAGCAUGCCAGAUAGAUGAUGAGUAUCUGGGCUCAGUUAAAACAGCUGUUUGACAUUUUGGGAAAUGCAUUUAUCCACCUCCUCGCAAAGGGAAGAGGCAAGAUAAAUAUCACUCUCAGGUCUGUGCCGUAAGUUUUGCAACCCAGAAAUGCUCAUCUUAGCUUAGCAUUAGAAACAGUACAAAACACCAACCAUGGCCUUCUGCUGCCACAUUAGUAUUAGUAUUUAUUUUAUAGGGACAAUGUUGCAUAUUAUAACAUAUAUAGCUUAAGCUAGAGCUUACCCUUGGGUGGGCCAUUAUACAGUAACCCACAAUUUUCCCAUCAAUGCUUGAUCCUACCACCUCAGUCUUUGUUAAUGAGCGUAUUUCCCAAAAUGUCCAACUACAUCUUUAAUAAAAUUGACUAAAAAUGCAAGGCACAUCUGCAGCAGUUUGGUUGUUGAACAGUUUGCCAUUUUAACCCAUGAAUGCAUACUUCCAUUUUUACCAUAUAAGGUAAAAUAUGAAAAGAGUUACAGGCCAAAACUAGAUAUCAUCAUCCAAAAUAACACAUCCAUCUUCCUACCAUGCACGACACCGUUGUGUAAUUGCAUAUGUAUGUAUGUAUGUAUGUGCGUAUUUCGCCUCAUGCAGACGUGAAUAAACGAGCCAGCCUCUCUUUGGUAUUUGCAAUAAAUAACUUUCAUUGUUGCAUGGAAGCAAUAUCAACAACUCAGCAGAAAAACAGUGCACCCAGGAGCAAAAAUAACCACACGUAUGGAAGAAACCUUUAAAAAAAAAAAAAAAAACA